AUGGAGGUGACGUUCCUCGGGACGGCGUCCUGCGUGCCGUCGAUCACGCGGGGCGUGAGCUGCACGUCGCUCCGCUACGACGGGACGACGUGGCUCUUCGACGCGGGCGAAGGGUCGCAGAUCCAGGUCCAGCGGAGCCACCUCGUCCACCCGGGCAAGGUCGACGCCAUCUUCGUCACGCACCUCCACGGCGACCACAGCUUCGGCCUGCCGGGGCUCAUGUGCCUCAUCGGGCAGAACCGCGUCAAGGGCGACGCGCCCGUCGAGGUCUUCGGGCCCCAGGGCCUGCGGCUCUACCUGCGGGCGUCGCUGAAGCUCACGCACGCGCGCGUCGCGGCGCCCUACGUCGUCCACGAGCUCGUGGGCGUGCCGCUGCUCGCGCCGCCGGGCUUCCGGCCGCCGCCGCCGCCGUUCAAGCAGUCGGAGACGCAGCUCGAGCGCAACUUCCUCGCGGACCCGGACAAGAACUUCGGGGAGCAGCGCGGCGGGCGGGACAUCCGCCCCGACGCCGACGGCGCCUGGACCCUCGCGCCCCGGGGCGCGCUCGCGGUCCGCGCCGCGCCCAUGCGGCACACCGUGCCGUGCGUCGGCUACGUCUGCGUCGAGCCGGACAAGGCGGGCACGCUAGACGUGGCCAAGGUCGAGCCCAUCCUCGCGCGGAACGCGGAGGCGUUGAAACAGGCGGGCGUCAAGGAGCCGAAGCGCAUCUUUCGGCUACUGAAGGACAUGGCCAGGGACCAAACGUUCACGUUCCCGGACGGCACGGCGCUGAAGCGGUCCGAGUGCGUGGGCGAGGACAAGCCCGGGCGCGUCGUCGUGAUCUGCGGCGACACGGCGGACGCGUCGGCGCUGCUCCCGCUGCUGCCGCCGCGGGGCGCGGACGUCGUCGUCCACGAGGCCACGAACGCAAGGUUGGAACCCUGGGACGCGGACAAGACGGACGCCGAGGUCGCCGAGGCGACGGCGGCCCACGGCCACAGCACGCCGACCAUGGCCGCGAAAUUCGCGAGCCUCGCGGCGGCGAAGUGCCUCGCGCUGACGCACUUCUCGCCGCGGUAC
Messenger RNA from Aureococcus anophagefferens, 1059 nucleotides. RefSeq lists its product as hypothetical. The record is from RefSeq and is a predicted model, not a curated record. Lineage: Eukaryota; Pelagophyceae; Pelagomonadales; Pelagomonadaceae. Gene Ontology annotation, molecular function: 3'-tRNA processing endoribonuclease activity. The annotation marks the transcript as partial. Gene Ontology annotation, cellular component: nucleus. The transcript has a single exon.